Messenger RNA from Corythoichthys intestinalis (scribbled pipefish), 892 nucleotides. Its product is annotated as protein-lysine methyltransferase METTL21C-like. The annotation marks the transcript as partial. Lineage: Eukaryota; Metazoa; Chordata; Actinopteri; Syngnathiformes; Syngnathidae. Gene Ontology annotation, biological process: peptidyl-lysine methylation. Gene Ontology annotation, cellular component: cytosol; cytoplasm. The transcript has 5 exons. The record is from RefSeq and is a predicted model, not a curated record. Gene Ontology annotation, molecular function: protein-lysine N-methyltransferase activity.
UAUAUCUCCUCAGGCAGAUAUCUCCAGAUGCACACAAAUUGCACUCCAGAACUCUCCAGGGACUUAAUCGGUAUAGCAGGGAAGUCUACAGUUGAAGGAAUAUUUGUGAACACACAGUGGAGAGGUGAAUAUUGUCAGAAGUGCAGUGGCAAUGGAGGAAGAUGAAGUGCAAAAAGAGGAGAUGGAGGAGUCAGACAAUGAAGUUGUCCAGAAGCAGCAAAGACAAGGGUGGAAGCCAUGUUUCUUCUUUAAGGCAGAUAAAGAGAUGUAUAAUUAUGUCGGGCAGGACAUUGUCAUCCAGGAAGCUUUUGACUCUUACGCAGGAAUGAUAUGGCCUGCGGCAUUGGCUCUCAGUCAAUACUUGGACUCCCAUCAAGACCAGCUGAAUCUCACUGACAAAGCGGUCCUGGAGAUUGGCGCAGGGACCGGCCUAUUGUCCAUUGUUGCCUCGCUACUCGGGGCCUGGGUGACUGCUACUGACCUUCCAGAUGUUCUGAGCAACCUGAGAUACAACCUGAGCAAGAACACUAGGGGACGUUGCAGACACACGCCCCAGGUGGCCCCUCUGUCAUGGGGGUACGACCUGCAGCGCACCUACCCCACAUCGGUCUAUCGCUAUGACUACAUCCUGGCAGCUGAUGUUGUCUAUCACCAUGACUUUCUAGAUGAGCUGAUGGCCACGAUGAAACACUUUUGCAAGCCGGGAACCACCUUGAUCUUGGCUAACAAGCUAAGAGUGGAGUCGGAUCACACGUUUAUGAAGAAAUUUAAGAGGAUCUUUAACACAAGACUUUUGGAAGAAGAUGAAUCAUUGAUUAUUUUAAUGGCCACAUGCAGGGAAAGUGAAGAGAGAGAGGAAGUCCAGUAUCUUGAGGGAGGAGUGGAAACAUCG